Molecule: messenger RNA, 1251 nt
Organism: Lachancea dasiensis
Lineage: Eukaryota; Fungi; Ascomycota; Saccharomycetes; Saccharomycetales; Saccharomycetaceae
Source: the annotation of a GenBank genome assembly
AUGCUUUCUAGAACUUUAGCCUUUAAGAAAGGUCUACAAUUGGCCGGUCAAAAGAGAUGUUUGUCGAUCCAUGAAUUCAGAUCUGCAGAACUACUUAGAAAGUACGGCAUUGGCACCCCAGCCGGUGAUGCUGCCUUCGAGCCAAAGGAGGCCUCCGAUGUCGCCAAGAAUCUCGGAAACAAAAACUUGGUGGUAAAGGCUCAAGCCCUCACGGGUGGUCGUGGUAAGGGUCACUUUGACACUGGUUUGAAGAGUGGUAUCCACAUGGUCGAGUCUCCAGAACAGGCCCAAGACGUCGCACAGCAAAUGCUCAAGAACCGUUUGAUCACCAAGCAGUCGGGUGCCAAGGGCAAGCCAGUCAGCGCCGUCUACGUCGUUGAGCGUGUGGACGCCAAACACGAAGCUUACUUGUCUAUCUUGCUGGACAGAGGUUCCAAGAAGGCCAUGAUCAUUUGCUCGAGCGAAGGUGGUAUGAACAUCGAAGAAGUUGCUGAAAAGACUCCCGACGCCAUCAAGAAGUUCACUGUCACUGCUUCGGAGGGUUUGACCCCAGAUGUUGCCAAGCAAAUCUCUAAGAGUUUGGGUUUCUCUGCCGAGGCAGAAGCCGAUGCUGCGGAUGCUGUGACAAAGCUUUUCAAGAUCUUCCAAGAGAAGGAUGCGUCGCAGAUCGAAAUCAACCCCUUGAGCGAAGUUAUUGGCCAGAACACCAAAGUUAUGUGCAUGGACGCCAAGUUUGGUUUCGAUGACAACGCUUCCUUCAGACAAGAGGAAAUUUACUCGUGGAGAGACUUGUCGCAAGAAGACCCAGAUGAGGUGGUGGCCAAGAAGUCAGACUUGAACUUUGUCAAGUUGCAAGGUAACAUUGGCUGUUUGGUCAAUGGUGCCGGUUUGGCCAUGGCCACCAUGGACGUGAUCAAGCUGUACGGUGGUGAUCCUGCCAACUUCUUGGACUGUGGUGGUGGUGCCACCCCAGAGACCAUCGAGACUGCGUUCAAAUUGAUCUUGUCGAACGAGAACGUGGAUGCCAUCUUUGUCAACAUUUUCGGUGGUAUUGUGAGAUGUGAUUUCGUGGCUCAAGGGUUGGUUGCUGCGACCAAGAACUUGGCCGUCAGAGUUCCAAUUGUGGCUCGUUUGCAAGGUACCAACUUGGAGGAAGGUCGUCGUAUCAUUGAGGAAUCCGGCUUGAAGAUCUACUCCUUUGACGAAUUGGAUCCCGCUGCCGAAAAGGUUGUGCAAUUGACGCAACAGUAG